Molecule: messenger RNA, 546 nt
Organism: Brassicogethes aeneus
Lineage: Eukaryota; Metazoa; Arthropoda; Insecta; Coleoptera; Nitidulidae
Source: the annotation of a GenBank genome assembly
AUGUUUAAUUUACUUGUGCUUGUUUGUGUUCUCAGUGCGUCAUACGCACAAAUACUUCAAGAAGGUGCGUUUGCUGCUGUUCAACCUGCUACAGCAGAAGCUAUAGCUCCAAUACCAUACGCGCAACUCCUUUCUCCAGCUGCUCCACUGGCUCCAGUAGCUCCAGUAGCUCCAGUAGCUCCCAUUGUAGACAUUGAAAAAUGUAUGGCCUGUAUCUGUGAUGCUGCUACAGGGUGCGUAAACAGGGGGUGUUCAGGCAAUAUUUGCGGACCUUACAGUAUCACCUGGGCAUACUGGUCCGAUUCAGCUCUAAAUGGCAAAUUCAGGUCGGCCAGCUUCGAAAGUUGCGCCAAUGACUUCGAAUGCUCCUCCAACAGUGUUGCCAACUACGUUCAAAGGUUCCAACAAGAUUGCGAUGGAGACGGUAAAAUUACCUGCGACGAUUUGAUGCUGGUACAUUUCUUGGGAGGAUAUGGAUGCAAAGAGAAGUUACCAGAACCUUUCUGGUCCAAGUAUCAAACUUGCAAAGCUAAGCUAGUUUUGUAA